GCAUCCACGGUAUUCCACACGUUCCAUUCGGGCUCGACCUGGGCCUACAAGUGGCUGGCCGAGCUGAAGGAGAACACCGACCAGAAUGUCGAGAUCAAGAAGAUCAAGGCAAUUUUGAUUUGCCCAUCGCUAACA
This is a messenger RNA of Mesorhabditis spiculigera, 135 nucleotides long. NCBI's taxonomy places the organism in Eukaryota, Metazoa, Nematoda, Chromadorea, Rhabditida, Rhabditidae. The record is from the annotation of a GenBank genome assembly.